Molecule: messenger RNA, 293 nt
Organism: Racocetra persica
Lineage: Eukaryota; Fungi; Glomeromycota; Glomeromycetes; Diversisporales; Gigasporaceae
Source: the annotation of a GenBank genome assembly
CUGGUGACUAUGUAAUUAUUCCACAUGUAGACCGUGAAACUAUUGAUCGAACUGAGGAAAACCAAGAACCAAAGCAAGAAAAAGAUUCUGAUAUUGAAACUAAAAAACGUAAAGAAAAACAUGAAUGGGAAUUGCAAUUGGGAUUAAGAGUUUAUAGUAAAUGCGCAGGAAUUAAAUUGGAAGGACUUCCAGGUGAAUUCCCUAAAAAGAAAGAUAAAAAAGAUGAAAAAGCUGAAGAAAAAGAUCCAGAGGUUGAUACUAAAGUUAUUAAUCCUAAAGAUAUCAUGAACUAA